GUAGUAGACCGGUCCAUUCGUCCGCCAUCUUUCACUCUCCAGAAAAGGGUGUAUUCCUCCGCCGCACAUGUGGUAGUUCUACCGGUGUGGAUGUGUCCCGAGUGUGAGCCGCAUAAUUUUGGGAUUUACCUCUAAUACUUUCGCCCCGAAACAUGGAGCAAGUGAUACAAAUAUUGGAGAAGACUGUUUCUCCUGAUAAAAAUGAACUAGAGACUGCAUUGAAGUACCUUGAGCAGGCUGUGCAAACAAAUUUGCCCGAGUAUGUCAAGAUUUUAAGUGAUGUGUUGCACCAUGGAAGUAACUCGACUGUGGCGCGUAUGGCAGCUGGUAUCCAGCUCAAAAACACCUUGGCAUCUAAUGAUCCCAAGGUUAAAGUUACUUACCAGCAGAGAUGGUUGGCACUCCCCCGUGAUGUCAGGGAAUACGUGAAGGGUAAUGUACUUGGAGCUCUAGGGACAGAACAGAACAGACCAAGUUCUGCAGCUCAGUGUGUAGCAUACAUAGCUCUUACAGAAAUCCCUGUUGGAGAAUGGCCAGACCUCAUAGAAAGACUUGUUGCCAAUGUUACCGCGGCUGGCGCUACUGAUCUCACCAAGGAAUCUACCUUGGAAGCUAUUGGUUAUAUCUGCCAGGAUAUUGAACCAGAUGCCAUUGCUAGUCACAGCAACAACAUCCUGACUGCUAUUGUGCAUGGAAUGAAGAGAGAUGAGCCCAAUGACCAUGUACGUUUAGCUGCUACCACAGCCUUGCUCAAUUCCUUGGAAUUCACCCGCCAAAACUUUGAAAGGGAUGCAGAAAGACAUUUCAUUAUGCAGGUUGUAUGUGAAGCAACUCAGUCGACAAAUACUCAGAUUCGAGUUGCCUCACUGCAGUGUUUGGUGAAAAUCAUGUCGCUCUACUACCAGUACAUGGAGCACUAUAUGGGUCCAGCAUUAUUUGCUAUCACACUUGAGGCAAUGAAGAGUGAUAUUGAUGAAGUUGCUUUGCAAGGCAUUGAAUUUUGGUCAAAUGUUUGUGACGAAGAAGUAGACUUGUCAAUUGAGGCCUCAGAAGCUGCAGAACUUGGUCGGCCCCCAGAGAGGACAUCAAGAUUUUAUGCUAAGGGAGCAUUACAGUACCUUGUACCAGUGUUGAUGAUGACUCUAAGCAAACAAGAAGAAGCAGAUGAUGAUGAUGAAUGGAAUCCAUGUAAGGCUGCUGGAGUGUGUGUAAUGUUACUUGCAACCUGCACUGAAGAUGAUAUUGUUCCCCAUGUGUUGCCAUUUGUAAAAGAAAAUAUAACUAACGGAGACUGGCGCCUUCGAGACGCUGCCAUUAUGGCAUUUGGCUCUAUUCUUGAAGGACCAGACCCAACCAAUCUGAAGCCCAUGGUAGUUCAGGCUAUCCCAACACUGAUCAAGUCUUUGAGUGACAGUAGUGUUGUUGUUAGGGACACAACUGCAUGGACCCUGGGAAGAAUUUGUGAAAUUAUCCCUGACGCUGCAGUUAAUGACAGUUAUUUGAAGAGUCUACUUGAAGCCCUUGUUAACAGUCUUCGGGGUGAGCCAAGGGUUGCUUCAAAUGUUUGCUGGGCAUUAAGUUCCUUGGCAGAGGCAGCAUAUGAGCAGGCAGACACAGGGGAUGAGGGAGAGCCACAGACCUAUUGUUUGUCCGCAUUCUUUGAUCCUUUGGUGAAUGUACUUCUAGAUACUACCGAUAGACCGGAUGGAGGCCAGUGUAACCUAAGAAACGCAGCGUACGAAGCUCUUAUGGAACUUAUGAAGAAUAGUCCUGUAGAUUGCUAUCCCACCGUUCAGAAGACGACCAUGAUCAUUCUCGAACGUCUCCAGCAAGUACUGCACAUGGAAGCACAAAUCCAAAGUCACAAUGACCGCGUGCAGGUUAAUGACAUUCAGUCUCUCUUGUGUGCUACUCUGCAGAGUGUUUUGCGGAAGGUAACCCCAGAAGAUGCACCUAAGAUCAGUGAUCCAAUAAUGGCAGCUUUGUUACAAAUGUUCCAGACCUCACAGGGCAAGUCGGGAGGUGUUCAGGAAGAUGCAUUACUGGCUGUGUCAACCUUGGUGGAAGUCCUUGGUCCGAAUUUCAUCAAAUAUAUGGAAGCUUUCAAGCCCUAUUUAUGUAUUGGACUUAGGAAUGUUGAGGAUUUCAGUGUGUUGUCAGCUGCUGUGGGUGUUACAGGUGAUAUAUGUCGUGCUCUAGGAGAUAAAGUAGAACCUUACCUUAGUGAACUGAUGAACCUCCUCAUUGAAAAUUUGGGCAAUGAAAAAGUUCACCGAAAUGUGAAGCCAUCCAUUUUAUCUGUUUUUGGUGAUAUGGCUCUUGCACUUGGUAAGUUUGUUACAUAUCUAGAAAUUGUGCUUCAAAUGCUCCUACAGGCUUCGGUUGCACAAGUUGAUCGUAGUGAUUUUGAACUUAUAGAGUACUUGAAUGAGCUUCGUGAGGCUUGUUUAGAAGCCUAUACUGGAAUUGUUCAGGGUCUAAAAGGAGACGGCUUAUCACCAAAUCAGGAAGUUCAGCUUUUGCGGCAGCACGUCCCCCAGAUGGUCAAGUUUAUAUCUUCUGUUGCUGCUGACGACGAAAGGAACGAUGCAGUUAUUGCUAGUUCGGCUGGGUUGAUAGGAGAUCUUUGCACUGUCUUUGGCACGGAGAUGCUUCAGUUGGUUGAGACUGAUCCGAUCACCAACCUUCUACAGAUGGGGCGAAGAUCAAAAACUGCGAAGACAAAAACACUUGCUCUCUGGGCGACGAAAGAGAUUCGGAGGCUUAAGACUAACAGUAGUUGCCCCUAACUUGGCUUUUCAGAUGAGUGGCGAGUUUAGUCAGUGGUGAGUCUGCGAUGUGACAAAUGCGGUGUGUCUGCAUGAAGUGAAGGAAGAACGUUGCCCGCCUGUGGUGAGUGGUGACGGUUCAGCGCGUGGGUUGUGUGAUGACGACAGACGUGGUCGCAAGUGUGGCGUAUUUAAAGCCUAAUGUGCGAUGAAAUCCAGAUGUGGCCUCUUGUGUAUGGGAAAGAAAAAAAUGAAGUCAUUGACUGACUAAGUCCAGUACGUCAUUCCAUCUGCCUCUAUUCCUCUAAAUUACUUGAUAUAUACAUAUAUAUAUAUUUUUUUCCUCCAAAGUAUGGAUAUGAAAGCCAGUCCUAUCAAGUGCCUUCUUCGUUUUGUAAUAAUAAUGGUGCUGUAGCCAAGUCUUGUGCCCUGCUGAUGAUAAACUGAUCCAACUGUUGAUUAGUGUUGUGGUGGUCUGGGUUUUCUAGUCAUGGAUACAAAGUAUUUAAACUAUUCCUCAUCUGUUAAAGGAAACAACUAAUGGUGGGGCAGCUUUCAUACUAUAUAUAUAUACAGUAUAUAUACAUAUAUAUUCCCAUGCUGAUCUUUAGAAGAGUUUGGGUGGUAUCCCAUGUGAAAGGUAAUAUAUACUCAGAAGUGGUAAUUUAUACAUCAUGUUUAGCAGCACGGAAAUGGAUGAUUAUGUGUAAUGUUAUGGAUUACAAAGAUCAGUUUGGGUUUAUAACUUGGUGGUGAUCUUCCUUUUAAAUAAGUCUUUGGUGGCAGCACUUAUAAGUAGGGUCAGGGCACUAGAAUGGAAUAUGGCUGUGUUCAACUAAUGAAGUGCUUAUGCUGUUAAGAAAUAAUUGGCCAGUCAUAUCUUUGGUUCCAGUUUUGUUUUCAGUUUUAUUUUCUUUCUAAUGUUUCUUUUAAGACAAAGGUUCAGUAUUUUCUAAUUCCAACAUGAAAAUAUUUGUAACAAUAAAACAACCAGGUAAUUUGAAAUUUUGCAUUGGAUGAACAGAAGAUAUGCACAAACCUUAGCUUCUCACUUGUCAUUAAAAUUGCUUAGGUGAAACAAAUCCAAAUGUGCUGCAUGAAAACAUAGACUGGUAUUACUAUUCAGUAUAAUCUGUUAUUCUCAUAUCUUUUGAAAAAUUUCUCCUAACAUAAAGUUGGUGUUUUGGAGACCUCAAAAAAUAUCUGGGUUUAAUGAAGAAGCGAGUGCUGAAAAUGAUGGUAUGCCAUAAUGUUAGGGUCAAGUUGUUGAAUGAGGAUGUGGAUGGGUUUUAAAUGUCGGGUUCACAGGACCCUACAUUAGUUGCCAUACUUGUGUUUCAGAGUGAUAGUUCCACAAUGACUGUUGAAAGUAAGGUAAUCAGUUUUGACUUGUUUCCUUGAUAGGUUUUGUUCAGAAUGUAAAUGUACCUCAAUCAAAAUCAAACUGUUUUUCAAGUGUGCAAAAGUUUCAAGUAGAAUGACUUCCCUCCAUGGUGGUGUCGUACUGGCUGUUUUCUUUUUCAUCGUAGGUUAUACAUUGUUGCUCUGAGCAUUUACUUUAGACAUGGAAUAUUGUACUAAGACAUAAUUUAACCUUUUUUUUUAUUUAUUUUUUUGUGACUGCUCAAUUAAAGUUUUCUGGGAGGCUGCCAUGACUUUAUUGCAGUUAAUUAUGACUGUUUGAAUGCCAGACUGUGAUAUAGAGGCCCCACGUGUGAUGUGGCUAUGUGUAAGCAUGUGGUGCAGAUCACUCUAUGUUCGUAUUUGAGGAAGUUAAAAAAAAUGCACAUGAUCUCUUGUUGCACAACCAAAGUGAGAUGCGUUAUAGUGUCGUUGAAAGAAAAUGAAUUAUCUAGGAAAGUGAUGAGAGAUCAGUGUGUGGAGUACAAGAGUGGAUCCAGUGCUUUCUUCCUUGCCAUGUUAGCACAUAUUUAACGUCCUUGGCAGAUCUUCAGGAAUCCAGUGAGUGGUAAGGUGAAUUUGCUGCUCAAUUUUUUCCUGCAGUUGCUGCCUUGUGUGAUGGAAAUUCCCCUCCCCUUCCCCCCCAGUGACAUGACCUAGUGACUGAGGGUAUGAGUGCAAAUUUUGAUCGUUCUUGAAGGACGUGUGACUGUGAUAUUGUUCCUCUUGUGCAAAUGUUACAUUGAGUGAGUGAACAUUCCACCAAGAAGGUGUAAUUUAGCAUUAGUGUACAGAUCAAGAAAGCUGCAAUUGUGGAUCCUCACAGUUCAGUUUAGCUUACUGUAGGAAAUGAUUUUUAAAUGAUUUAUGCAUAGUUAAACAUUUUGUCACUAAUCAGUGGAAUUUAUAGUUGGAAACAUUUCAGUGAAUAAUCCUAGCGUAUAUUUUUUCACAAAUUACUUUUUCUUUUGAUUAAUAUUUGGUACUUUUUUCCUUUAUAUGAAAACCCUGUAUCAAUACAAUAUGAACGUUUGAUUAAAUAAGUUUGUGA
Messenger RNA from Macrobrachium nipponense, 5220 nucleotides. It is a transcript of the gene Fs(2)Ket, whose product is annotated as importin subunit beta-1-like. Gene Ontology annotation, molecular function: nuclear import signal receptor activity; small GTPase binding. Lineage: Eukaryota; Metazoa; Arthropoda; Malacostraca; Decapoda; Palaemonidae. Gene Ontology annotation, cellular component: cytoplasm; nucleus. The record is from RefSeq and is a predicted model, not a curated record. Gene Ontology annotation, biological process: protein import into nucleus.